AUGCCUAAUGACGUAAUCAAAUACAAAAGCGCCGUUUGCAACAUCUAUCGCAACGAAGACGUUAUUAAUUUAGAGACAAGUACUGCAAAUGAUAUUACUUGGAGAGUUGACGAGCUGACAGGUUAUAUAAUUGUCAAAGAAAAGGAAAAUAGUUUCGAUCCGACAAAGUUUGAUGUGAAAUUAACAGAAGAGUACAAAGUUAUCACUGGAAUGAUCAGAAACUUAGAUAACUCCAAUGAUGUCUGCUACGAGUAUUGUCUCAUUCCUCAUUAUGCUCCUGCACUUGAAAACCUCAUUCCUCCAUAUAUCGCGGAACCCGAAGAACCAUCUCACGAUGAGAUGUUAAAACUAAAAAUCAGCGAUAAAAUGUUUUUUCCAUCCGAACGAAACGAUAGAGUUCUAGUGGUGGAAGGAAAGAAACUUCAUGUCAGUAAAGCGUUUCUGUCUUACAAAGAAUCACAGAUGGAUGAGAUUCCAAUCAAAGACGUCUCAUCUCAAGAUUUCGCUCUUCUUCUCAGCAGUUUCUAUCCGAAUCCAGUGUUCCCCAACGAUGCGACUGUCCAUAAACUUCUGGAAAUGUCUCGUCAAUUCAUGGUGCCCUCUGUCAUAGACAGAAUCCAGUGUUAUCUGAUUUAUUACUAA
This is a messenger RNA of Caenorhabditis remanei, 642 nucleotides long. RefSeq lists its product as uncharacterized. NCBI's taxonomy places the organism in Eukaryota, Metazoa, Nematoda, Chromadorea, Rhabditida, Rhabditidae. The record is from RefSeq and is a predicted model, not a curated record. Gene Ontology annotation, molecular function: protein binding. The coding region runs from base 1 to 642 and encodes 213 amino acids. The transcript has 3 exons.